AUGGCUCCUCGACGAGGGGUCACCCCUAUUGUGGCUAUUAUUCGGAACUGGUUCCUCGGACUUAAGUUCCAGAAUCCUCUCCGUUAUGAAGAUGCCUAUUCAAAGAGAACUCAACCGCCACCCAAUCUACCUGUUGGGCCAAGUCACAAGUUGUCAUCAAAUUAUUAUUACACCCGUGAUCCUAGGAGAGAAGUUCUGCCCCCAGAACUAGCGUACCAUCCACUUAAAGCUAUUGCCCCUGGUGAUGACAAAGAAACAAAGGCACAUUUUUCUUCCACUUUCUUCAUUUUUUUUCUUUUCAUCCCUUUCUCUGCAUUUUUUGCUCACCAUUUUCUUUCUUUUCUUUCUUUUCCUUUUUCCUUUCUUUCCCUUAUUUCCUUUCUUUCUUUCUUUUCCUUUCUUUCUCUAUCUUCUCACUCUCUCCUUCCUUUCUCCAUUUUUGCACAUCUUAAUCUAAUUCUCUCUCUCUCUCUCUCUCUCUCUCUCUCUCUCUCUACUUCUAUCUUUUCUUUCUUUCAUUUUCUCACUGAAACCAUUAUUUCUUUUUUCUUUUCUUUCUUUUUUUGUCGCAAAAUCUAUCUAUCUAUCUAUCUAUCUAUCUAUCUAUCUAUCUAUCUAUCUAUCUCACAAGCUACUUUUAUUCGUGUUAUUUAUGCAGGCGGAGCAUUUUAUAAAUAUUUGUACACUUCGCUGGCUAACUAG
Messenger RNA from Acanthosepion pharaonis, 702 nucleotides. NCBI's taxonomy places the organism in Eukaryota, Metazoa, Mollusca, Cephalopoda, Sepiida, Sepiidae. The record is from the annotation of a GenBank genome assembly.